Molecule: messenger RNA, 4541 nt
Organism: Heterocephalus glaber (naked mole-rat)
Lineage: Eukaryota; Metazoa; Chordata; Mammalia; Rodentia; Bathyergidae
Gene: Grk3
Product: G protein-coupled receptor kinase 3
Biological process (GO): G protein-coupled receptor signaling pathway; protein phosphorylation; desensitization of G protein-coupled receptor signaling pathway
Molecular function (GO): G protein-coupled receptor binding; ATP binding; G protein-coupled receptor kinase activity
Source: RefSeq, a predicted model, not a curated record
CCCGUGCCGGUCUCCAGGAGCCGCCGCCGCCGCCGCCGCCGCUCGCCAACAUGGCGGACCUGGAGGCCGUGCUGGCCGAUGUCAGCUACCUUAUGGCCAUGGAGAAGAGCAAGGCGACGCCGGCCGCCCGCGCCAGCAAGAAGAUCGUCCUGCCGGAGCCCAGUAUCCGGAGCGUGAUGCAGAAAUAUCUUGAGGAGAGAAAUGAAAUAACCUUCGACAAGAUUUUCAAUCAGAAAAUUGGUUUCUUGCUAUUUAAAGAUUUUUGUUUGAAUGAAAUUAAUGAAGCUGUACCUCAGGUGAAGUUUUAUGAAGAGAUAAAGGAAUAUGAGAAGCUUGACAAUGAGGAAGAUCGCCUAUGUAGAAGUCGGCAGAUUUAUGAUGCCUACAUCAUGAAGGAGCUUCUUUCUUGUUCGCAUCCAUUCUCACAGCAAGCUGUAGAACACGUACAAAGUCACCUGUCCAAAAAACAAGUGACGUCAACUCUUUUUCAGCCAUACAUAGAAGAAAUUUGUGAAAGUCUUCGAGGCAACAUUUUUCAAAAGUUUAUGGAAAGUGACAAGUUCACUAGAUUUUGUCAGUGGAAAAAUGUAGAAUUAAAUAUUCAUUUGACCAUGAACGAUUUCAGUGUACACAGGAUUAUUGGACGAGGAGGAUUUGGUGAAGUAUAUGGUUGCAGGAAAGCAGACACUGGAAAAAUGUAUGCAAUGAAAUGCUUGGAUAAGAAGAGGAUCAAGAUGAAGCAAGGAGAAACACUAGCUUUAAAUGAAAGGAUUAUGUUGUCUCUUGUCAGUACAGGAGAUUGUCCUUUCAUUGUCUGUAUGACCUAUGCCUUCCACACUCCAGAUAAACUCUGCUUCAUUCUUGACCUGAUGAACGGUGGCGAUUUGCAUUAUCACCUCUCACAGCACGGAGUGUUUUCUGAGAAGGAGAUGAGGUUUUAUGCCACAGAAAUCAUUCUGGGGCUGGAGCACAUGCACAGCCGCUUCGUGGUCUAUAGAGACUUGAAGCCUGCAAAUAUCCUCCUGGAUGAGCAUGGGCAUGUCAGGAUCUCCGAUCUCGGACUGGCCUGUGAUUUUUCCAAAAAGAAGCCGCAUGCAAGCGUGGGCACCCAUGGGUACAUGGCUCCUGAGGUGCUGCAGAAGGGGACAGCCUAUGACAGCAGUGCCGACUGGUUCUCCCUGGGCUGCAUGCUUUUCAAACUUCUGAGGGGUCACAGCCCUUUCAGACAACACAAAACCAAAGAUAAGCAUGAGAUAGACCGAAUGACACUCACCGUGAAUGUGGAGCUCCCAGACGCCUUCUCCCCCGAGCUGAAGUCACUACUGGAGGGCCUGCUACAGCGUGAAGUGGGCAAGCGGCUGGGCUGCCAUGGAGGCGGCGCACAGGAAGUGAAAGAGCACAGCUUCUUCAAGGGCGUCGACUGGCAGCACAUCUAUCUACAAAAGUAUCCACCCCCACUAAUUCCUCCCCGGGGAGAAGUCAAUGCUGCAGAUGCUUUUGAUAUUGGCUCAUUUGAUGAAGAGGAUACUAAAGGCAUUAAGCUGCUUGAUUGUGACCAAGAACUCUACAAGAACUUCCCUUUGGUUGUCUCUGAGCGCUGGCAACAGGAAGUGAUGGAGACAGUUUAUGAGGCAGUAAACGCAGACACUGAUAAAAUUGAAGCCAGGAAGAGAGCAAAAAAUAAGCAACCUGGUCAUGAGGAAGAUUAUGCCCUGGGCAAGGACUGCAUCAUGCAUGGGCACAUGCUGAAGCUGGGCAACCCUUUCCUUACGCAGUGGCAGCGCCGCUACUUCUACCUCUUCCCGAACAGGCUUGAGUGGAGAGGAGAAGGCGAGUCACGGGAUUCCUGGAGUAUUUAUCCAAAAAAACAUAAAAUGCAAAAUUUACUGACCAUGGAACAGAUUCUCUCAGUGGAAGAAACUCAGAUUAAAGACAAAAAGUGCAUCUUGUUUAGAAUAAAAGGAGGGAAGCAAUUUAUCUUGCAAUGUGAGAGCGACCCAGAAUUUGCACAGUGGAAGAAAGAGCUGACUGAGACUUUCACAGAGGCCCAGCGAUUGCUGCGCCGAGCUCCCAAAUUCCUCAACAAGGCCCAAUCAGGUGUGGUGGAACUGUCCAAGCCACCACUGUGUCACAGAAAUAGCAAUGGCCUCUGACGCAGGACCUGAGAAAUUCCAUGAGACUGCACUGGGCCUCAGCCUCAAGCAGAUUCUUAGAAGAGCCACAGGCACCGAGCCAAGUGCAGGUCUCUGAGAUGUUGAUGUCCCUGCCGGAGUGGGACUGUACUCAGCUGUGUUAGCUUCGCACCGCUGAUGGACAGUGUCUGUCUACCCUGGGAACUACUGAAGAAACAACAGCUCUUUUUCUUUGUACUUAUUUUGGUAUCUGUGAACUUGGAACUUGAAACGAUUCCUACUUACCACUGAAAUUUUUAUGUCUGACAUCAAAGAUAUCUUUCCAGGAUGAAACUAAAACAUUUCAGUGUCAGGGAGUAGGUUGCCCUACACAUAGCCAUAUUUUGUUUGUCUAGGUCUCGGCACUCAGCUCCUGGGGGACACAGGCAGUGGCGUUCCUGUGUACACCCUCCAAGCAACCCCUCAUCAUCCUAGGGGUGGAAGUUGAGAUGUGUCCUGAAGAUGGCUCUUGGGGCCUUCACUUGUACUGACUGUCUCCUUGGACCUAUUCUGGGGGCUGCCAGCUGAACGAGCCAUGGGCCCCUCAAGGUGUGUGGGAUGGGCUGUUGCUGCAAGGGAACCCACAAGGAUUCUGGAAGGAAAGCAGCCUGCACACCUGGCAGGCUCCAGUCACUGCACUGCACAGUGAUGAGCUGGCCUUGGUCCCCACAACCAGAGUUGUGGGACACAGACAUUGCGUCCCUCUUUAUUACCCUGGGAAACACGUCAGCAAUGUAAAAGAAGGGAAAGAACUGCUCAGUUUUAGAUUUGAGUGUAAUUUUAAAUGGAUUUUAUUUUUAAAUGACAAUGCUGAGGAAUGAAUGUGUCCAAUGGAUUAACUGGGUGCUGACUUCUGUCAUCAGUCACUAGUAACGCUUUGCACUGAGCUUUUGCACAACCCUGAGGACAUUUGAGCAGAAGGGCUUCCCCCAGCCCCAUUGGUGUCCCCUUCUAGAGUUUGAUGUCCCCUCUGCUGCUGUGCCUGGUGAUGCCCACAAGCAGAUGCUGGGCUCCCAGAACAAGUGAAGGCCCCCAUGUCAUCAGGCUAAAAGAUGACAAUUUUAAAAGUCCACAUGUUUGUCUAAUUCUUGGUAUGGUUUUAUUUUAUGUCUCUGAAUUAACUAUUAACAAUAUAAAUAACUGAACCUCAUCAUCAUUUGCAUCCUGUCCUUGAUAUUUUAAUGGUUCCAAACCAUCAUUUUUAUAUUUGUGUGCUGCAGUCAUUGAGAAAGUAAGUUCAUUUUGCUGAAAUUAUAUUGUGAGAGUUUAGAAAAUAAUUUACUGUGAAGAGGCCUAUUGCUUUAUAGGAGUUACUCUGGAAAAGAAAUUUGGGGAUUUGUUAUCCAUCUCAAUUCCAGGCUGGGAUUUCAAUGCACAUACAUGUUCUGAUGUUUCCAGUUUUGGAGAAGGGCCAUAUUGUGCAUGUGUUUCACUUAUUUAAAAGGGAAGCAUAGUAUUUAGAUUCUAUUAAACACAGGCAUGCACACACACAUAGGCACACACAAGCCACACAUACUCAUGCCACCAGAAACAGAACAGCCCUUGCUGUUGUGUCUAUUUGGCACCAGUCGGUUGCAGCCAUAAUUGUUGUAGGUUUCUGUGGAUCACAAGCUCACAUGUGUGAGCCUGCAGUGAGAGAACUGUGCCUCUGGCUCUCCUCCAUGAGAUAGAAGGCCUCCUGAGGGGAGAACCAUGACACUAGCAGGGGCCAAAGAGUUCAAAAAGAUUAUCCAGCCUUCCCAUACUUAUUGUCAACUUGAGGCAAUCCACAUCUCUUUCAAAAAUUACAUGUUUUCUCUAGAGCAGAAAAGAAACAUGAAUUAGAAGACCCCUUGAGAGUCUUUUGCCCCAAAACUUAUGCCUCAUAAACUUACACUUCGCAGGAGACAGCUGAGAAGUCUCUCUGGGUAUCUCUUGUCAGCCCAGCAAGAGACUAGAAUAAGCUCUCUCCAAGUGUGUCAGCCCCAACAGACCGGUCUUCCAUCAGAUGGAUUGUGUGACCAGACAGGGGCGCUGCAGAGCCUGCACCCAGGCCCAUCGAGUCAGGAGAAGCUGCUGGGUUGGGUGUAUUACUGUGCUUGGCUGUUAGAGAAGUUUCCAUUGUUCACAAAAUGAAUUCCUAGAUGUUUAGCCCUUAUUGCAUUUUUGUGUUAUUGAAAAGUUCAAAAGUUAGCCCAAGUUUUCACAUAAUAAUAGAUUUCUAUAGUUGAAUGUUUUAACGUCAAGGAAAAUAAUUGAGGUUGAUAUUUUUAUAAAAUUAAGUUAAAACAAGACUUGAUUUCACCAUUGAAAAAAAUCAAAAGAAAGAGUAAAAAUAGGUUACUUGAAGCUGCUAUAUAACAUAUGGAAUAAAUUUAAAUUUUAUAUGAA